Molecule: messenger RNA, 1885 nt
Organism: Talaromyces stipitatus ATCC 10500
Lineage: Eukaryota; Fungi; Ascomycota; Eurotiomycetes; Eurotiales; Trichocomaceae
Product: glycosyl transferase, putative
Exons: 3
Coding region: 1-1869 (622 amino acids)
Source: RefSeq, a predicted model, not a curated record
AUGCUAUCGAAACAUGAGUAUGACAUACUGGAACUUCCACCAGAUGAUCACAUUCGCUUUAGUCUAAAGUACCGAAAGGCGCUCUAUUUCAUAUCCCAGGCUGCUAUCUGGGCCUUUCAGCUCUAUUUCCUUGUGCGCUUGCUAUUAGUGAUCACUACACCGCAACAGACAUGGCAAAUAUGGCUCAUGCUUCUUGUCGAGUAUAUCUUCGCUCGUAUACCCCGCCAUGACCAGUUUCUCACGGUAUCAGCAAGCAAGUCAGGUCAAAGCCGUCCUAGGGACAGACUUCGACUCCUUGGUAACGACCAUUUGCCUCGAGUCAAUGUCCUGAUCCCCUGUUGUGGAGAGCCAACGGACGUGGUUCUGGAUACUGUCCACGCGGCUUGCUCCAUGGACUAUCCAACCAUCCAUUUCCGAGUACUCCUGCUAGAUGACGGAGCUUCGAAUGCGCUGCGUGAUGCUGUUGCAAGCCUACGCUCCCAAUGGCCUCACCUGUCUUAUCACACGCGGGGACAGCAGUCCGGUCGUGUCUUUGCCAAAGCUGGAAACCUCAACUAUGCGCUUUUCGAGUUGCAGCCUGAGGCCCAGCCGGAAUUUUGCGCGGUCCUGGAUGCUGACUGUGUGCCCAAAUCUGAUUUUUUACGAGCGACGCUGCCUCAUCUGCUUAGAGAUCCCCAGGCUGCUUUACUCACAACACGGCAAUACUACUACAAUUUGCCAGAUGGCGACUCGUUGCAACAGUCCCGCGCACACUUUUACACAUGCCAUAAUUCUGAGCUUGAUCGGAUGGCUGCAGCUAUUGAUGCAGGGUCCGGUGCCGUUUUUCGUCGCAAAGCCAUCGUUGAUGUCGGCGGAUAUCCAACCUUUUCCUUUUCUGAGGAUUGGCAGCUCUCCUUAAUGCUGCAGGGGCUCGGAUAUCGGACGCUUCAGGUGCUGGAACCCUUACAAUUUGGGUUGGUGCCGUCUUCAUUGGAUGGCCAUAUUGCCCAAAGGAACAGAUGGCAGCUUGGACAUUCGCAACAGCCGUCCGUGUUGUUUUCCGAUGCAAACCAGGCCAUUCCGCGACAUCUGCAAUGGAGUAUCACCUUUAAUGGAGUGCUCAUUAUCCUCGGAUUGGUCGGCUACAUGGUCGGAUUCGCUGCUGUUCCCAUACUUUUUGCUUCAGGAAAUCUGAUUCCAGCGAGCUCGUCAUUGAUAGUACAGAUUCAGGUCGUUUUGGCUGUGUUGCAUGUUGCCUUGACUUGGACUCAUGGAUUGGUACAGGCCGCCCAUACGGGGUUUCGCAUCGCGCCCUUUGCCCAUUUGGAGAACAGCUGGCUGGCAAGCACCCAUAUCCUUGCGAUCAUUCGAUUCCACUGCGUCUCGAAUAAACCGAAGGGUUCUUUCGUCACCGGCAGCAGCGCUAACUCAUGGAACCGCAUGAUGGAACUUUCAAAAUACAAAAAGCUGCGCAAAGAUUUGUUAAACAACGGACUUCUCUAUAGCGUCUUCCUUUUCUUUGCGAUCUUAAGCACAUUUCUGCUUUCAUUCUACGGAGCAUUGAGCAGCGACUACGCCGCUGGUAGUUCUACUACUCCUCAAACCUUGCUCAUGACAUUGCUCACGACGGUAGCAUGGCCGCCUAUGCUACAUAUUGCCUAUUUAGCUCUUAGCAAUCUCUGGAUUCCCGUUGCAUAUCUCCUACAGCGUCCGGAACAUCCAGAACGAAGAUCGAGGAUGGUUACUCACGCAACUGGCAUCUUCUUGCCGCGGGAAGAUGUGCAGAUGAAGCUUCUUCAACACAGUCUUCCUCCGCUUGGCUACCUGAACCAUUAUAUCUUGGUGCCUGUUGUGUUGAUUACGAUUUUCACUAUAGCAGUGACCAUGUAAAAUGGGUUUCAGAGCU